Messenger RNA from Tigriopus californicus, 2052 nucleotides. RefSeq names its product SET domain-containing protein SmydA-8-like. Gene Ontology annotation, molecular function: protein binding. The coding region runs from base 418 to 1947 and encodes 509 amino acids. The record is from RefSeq and is a predicted model, not a curated record. The transcript is spliced from 4 exons. Lineage: Eukaryota; Metazoa; Arthropoda; Copepoda; Harpacticoida; Harpacticidae.
GUUCAGUGCUUUAGGAUAAUAUACUGACAACUUCAAAUGUUAACUCAAUCGUCAAAACCUGUGGGAAAAUUGCCUUACUUUUAAGCAAAGACCAUAUCUUGCACAGGCAAAAAACAUGACGAAGACGAAACAAGUGGUUUGAACACUGCUUUGAUCUUAGACCUAUGAGCAGUUCAAGCCAUUAGAGAGUAAUAUCCUUAACUAAUGAAUAGAAUCAUUCUAUUUCGCAAAUUUGCCAUUUCGUAGGCAUUAACGCUUUACCCUAUAAAGAUUUCUACUCGGUGCGCACCCCUAUUUCUGACACCAUCAAAUCUUGCUUCGCUCGAAGUGGUCAUUGUUCGAGUGGUCCUCUUGAAGUCGACAUGGGAUUGCUCACAAACAUUUGAAUGUAGAGUCAGACGCAACAAGGGCCCUAAUAUGUCUCUCAUCCACAAGCAUUUGUCCAAGACUCCUAAUUUCAGGAAUGAUCCGAUCAAAAUGAACACCAAUGGAAGCCUGAAGCAAGAGGUCAAACUCAACACUAUUGGUAGCGUGAUUAAGUCGGUGAGCUAUGAGAUCAAGUUUAGUGCCAAUAAAGGUCGAGGAGCGUUCCUAUUGGAACCCGUGGAGGCUGGAAAUCUCGUAUUAUUGGAACAAGCCGCCGUAAUUGGUCCUAAGCAGACGUCUCCACUGGUGUGCCUCGAAUGCUUCACCAAGCUCAGUACCAAAGAUCUCGAGUAUUGUUGUUCGAAAUGUGGUUCCACCUUGUGCCAGUCUUGUUCCAACCUUGAGUUGCGGCCUCUCCACGAUUCUGAAUGCCAAAUCUUUCAACAGGCCGGUCACCGGUUCAAUCCCAGCACUGAAAAAGGCGCAAGAGCUCUGUACAACAUUGUGACCCCAUUGAGGUUUCUCUUGAGAGCGGAACGAAAUCCAGAAAUACUCUUCCUCCACGAUAACGCCGAGAGUCGACAAGACACUUUGAUUUAUUGCUUCAAUCAGGUCACCGUGGCCCGAACCCUUCGGGAGCAACUUCAACUGAAAGAGAGAUUUAGCGAGGCUUUCAUUCACAAGGCUUGUGGGAUUUUGGAUACCAAUUGCUACGAACUGGGAUGGAACCAGUUGCAAGCUCGAGGGCUCUUCUUGGAUAUUGCUCAUAUCAACCAUGACUGUGUUCCCAAUUGCUUCAAGUUCUUUGACGAGAACAACAACAUGUGCGUCAUGAGCGCUCAAGACUUACAACCAGGCGACGAACUGACUUUGUCCUAUACUCCGCCAUUGAUGUCCACUCCAUUGAGACAGGUCAUUCUUCAACAAACGAAAUUAUUCGUGUGCCACUGUGCUCGAUGCCAUGAUCCCAAAGAGUUGGGAGCCAAACUUGCCGCCCUAAAAUGUUCCCCAUGCGGAGGCGACGUUCUCCCAGAGAACCCGAUUGAUCUCAAUUCCGACUUUAGAUGCGAAUCCUGUGCCACAAUUGUUCCAUCCGAAAGAGGCAAGAUGAUGCUGGAUACGGCCAUGAAGUUCGUUGGGAAAGGGAGUGGGAACACCCAGGUGUCCGGCGACACGUUCGAUGUGAUCCAGCAUCUCGGGAGGUUCCUCCGCCCAACGCAUAAUCUGAUUGUUGAUCUGAAGCUGCGAUUCCUGAAUCAAUUGCUCAUGGAAGUGGAACACGAUCUAGAAAGUCGGGACACGGCUGAAACACAGGAGAAAUUGGCCCAUAGCCUGGGAUUUGGCCUCGAUCUGCUCAACAUGGCUGUGAUAGUGAAUCCUGGCAAGAGUCGACUCCGAGGAAUAAUUUCGGAUCUGUACCACAAGUUGGACAAACAUGUCAUUAAUGGCCAAGAUAUCAAGUGUGAGAUGGAGGCUCUUAUGUCGGAAAAAGAUAUUCAGGCCCAAUUCAAGUUUGAUCGAGGUUUCCACGCCAACAAUGGAACUACAUUACUGUCAAAUGGGACUAAAUGCCUGGGAUAGGCCAGCCAUAAAUGCGGGCCAAUAAAUUAGGCUCUUCAAUAAUUGUCACGCCACGAUCUCGUUACAAUUUCAUGGUUGAACAAACAAAGUUAUGGAAGAACAUCA